GGAUGACUCCCCUAACCACUCUACCACAGUCACACUAUGAGCAUCUUCCUUACAGCAGCUUUGGGCUUCCCUGAGGCUCUGAUCCCAGUCCAGCUGCUCUGGGUCAAUCUGGUGACAGACGGGCUCCCUGCCACCGCCCUCGGCUUCAACCCACCAGACCUGGACAUCAUGGAGAAGCCCCCUCGCAACGCCAAGGAGCCCCUGAUCUCUGGGUGGCUCUUCUUCAGAUACCUGGCCAUUGGAGGUUAUGUGGGGGCUGCCACUGUGGGGGCUGCUGCCUGGUGGUUUACCAUCUCUGAGGACGGACCACAGAUCACUCUGUACCAGCUG
Austrofundulus limnaeus is the source of this 330-nucleotide messenger RNA. Its product is annotated as sarcoplasmic/endoplasmic reticulum calcium ATPase 2. The record is from RefSeq and is a predicted model, not a curated record. Lineage: Eukaryota; Metazoa; Chordata; Actinopteri; Cyprinodontiformes; Rivulidae.